AUGCGCACAACUGUGACCGACGGUAAAGAACUGAAAUUGGGUAACAAAUUUGCAGAGGUGAAGGAUAAGCGAAUCAACUUCUUCAAGGUGCUUACAUUUUCAGUAUCGAAGCCUGGGAAACACGGAUCGAGCAAAAAGCUCGUCAAAUCUUCCAAUCUGAUGACUGGUAGAUCGUACGAGUGCACAUUCCUUGGUAACACAAAUGUGUAUCUGAUCGAUGAUUUCGAGUACAAGCUUUAUCCCGUUCAAAUGGUUGAUCAGGGAUUCAAGCAGUUUUGGUACGACUUAGAGGAGGAGCUGUCUCUGAGUGCAAACGAGUUCGACUCCCAAUCGAGUGGGAUGCUGACGCAGUUCAGGAUGAAGGAGUUUGGGAAGAGCGCAGACGAUCUGCUCGUGAAUGAAAAUGGAGAGCGUCUCUGUCUGCUCGUGAAUGAGGUGAGUUUGGAAGGAAUCACCGCUAAAUUUCUAUGGGACAUCCUGUACGUGGAUGAGAGCAAUUUGGAUAAAAAGUUUACGCCUGGAGCCAAUUACGAUGAAUUCAUCAAGGGAAGUGGCCCAGCAGCUGGUGGAUGA
Enterospora canceri is the source of this 573-nucleotide messenger RNA. Lineage: Eukaryota; Fungi; Microsporidia; Enterocytozoonidae. The record is from the annotation of a GenBank genome assembly.